AUGCUGGUCGUUGAUAACUUACCCUGGGACGUCAUUCUAGGAGUAGACUUCCUGAAAAGUCAACGGGCAAGGAUCGACCUCCUAGCGGGUACCAUCGAGUUAGAAGGGAACCAAAUCCCCCUCGUCACGACUGCUGACUCCGCCGAUGAUUGUUGUCCCGCCAUGUCGAUCGACGUAGACAUACUGAUAUCGCGACUGAAACCUACAAUAAGCUCGUCGACGAAGGCAGAACUAAGAAGUGUUCUGUCGGAGUACACCGAUGUUUUCGCUUGGAAGGAUUCUGAUGUUGGGCGAACGAAACACAUACAACAUUGUAUCGACAAUGGAGAUGCUACACCCAUCCGCCUACCACCACGAAGUGUCCCGAUUCAGUAUCAACACCAGCUAAAUCAAAUGAUCGAUGACAUGCUGAGCAAAGACAUCAUCAAACCUUCCGCGUCACCAUGGGCCUCGCCAGUCGUCUUGGUUCUUUACGACUGUGUUGACUAUCGCAAGUUGAAUGACGUCACCCGUAAAGAUUCUUUUUCACUACCCCGCACUGAUGAUACUUUCGACGCCUUGGGAGGGGCAGCCUGGUUCAGUACACUGGACUUAGCUUCUGGAUACUGGCAAGUGGAAAUACAGCCUAGUGACCGUUGCAAGACCGCUUUUGCGAUCCCAUCGGGUUUAUAUGAGUUUCAAAGCAUGCCGUUUGGAUGA
This is a messenger RNA of Opisthorchis viverrini, 699 nucleotides long. RefSeq lists its product as hypothetical. Bases 1 to 699 code for a protein of 232 amino acids. The transcript is spliced from 2 exons. The record is from RefSeq and is a predicted model, not a curated record. Lineage: Eukaryota; Metazoa; Platyhelminthes; Trematoda; Opisthorchiida; Opisthorchiidae.